This is a messenger RNA of Lineus longissimus, 4561 nucleotides long. Its product is annotated as ubiquitin-protein ligase E3A-like. NCBI's taxonomy places the organism in Eukaryota, Metazoa, Nemertea, Pilidiophora, Heteronemertea, Lineidae. Gene Ontology annotation, biological process: protein polyubiquitination; ubiquitin-dependent protein catabolic process. Bases 178 to 3090 code for a protein of 970 amino acids. Gene Ontology annotation, molecular function: ubiquitin protein ligase activity. The transcript is spliced from 11 exons. The record is from RefSeq and is a predicted model, not a curated record.
CGAAUAACAUGAAGUUCUGCACAAUUUCCGUAUCCGCCAUAAACUGAAAAUUUUCAGCAAAAAAGUUUGAGAUGCUUGCCUCCAGUUCAACCUAAAAUAACCUCCCCAUUUUCAUUUUCAUGUUAUAUGUUGAUGUCAAACAAGAGAAAACAUUUUGAUUAAUAGCUAAAGCUUCUUAUGAGUUCAGACGAAAAGCGUGUAGAGGGCAUUGAAGCCGACGAAGCAGCCGCAAGUGCCACCAAACCUCCAGCUUCUGCUUCUACUGUGUCUCCUGAAACUGAAAGAAUGAAGCGUGCUGCGGCUAGAGAACUCAUAGAAAAGUAUUAUUACCAGCUGACUGAUGGUUGUGGCAAUGCAGACUGCACCAACGAACAUUGUGCUUCCAGUAGUCGUUUUGUCCUCCCUAAUAUAACCCGUAAUCAAGCGGCAGUCCAGGCCUUGCAAUUUUUCAAAGAGAAGGCUAAGCUCUGCGAAAGUAACCCUCCAUCAAAGGUUGCCAAAGUGCCCGAGACUGUUGAGAAUGUGAAGGAAAAGGAAGCUGACCGACCAUCGACCUCAACUUCAACUGCUGGAAGCAGGAACAGCUACAGGGAUCAUGUUCUAAAAGUUCCUAAAGAAGUUCCUUGCAUUGAUGAAGAAAAGCUGCUCGGGAUCAUUGAAGGUUGUCGAGCAUCAGACAACUGGUCACUCCUGAUAAAAACUGUGGGUAUGAUAUUCAGCAGUCCAGAAUCCCUGGCGAAAAGUUUCCUGAAAAAGAAACCAGUUGCAGAGGAGGAAAGUGAAGAGGUGCAGAAGAGCAGUGAUGAGGGUGGGGGCUGUGUUGAUUCUGAAAAGGAGAAAAGAAAGGAUAGCGAGUCGACUGAAGAGGAUAGUGCCAAGGAAGCAAAGUCUGCCUCCCUACUGCAAGAUCCAGAUAAAGAUGUGAUGUCUGAUGAUGAGACUACAUGUACAGCGAUAUCCGGUGCUGAUCAGUGGGAAACGAUAUCAGAAUCGUCAGAACCGGGUCAUUCUGAUAUUGACGAGACCGGUAUCCAGCGCAUUGAACUUUCCGGGGAAAACCAGGGUGAGCGGGGUGAUCCCAUGGAAACCAAUACCAGUUUUGACCAGACGCCAUUGGGAGAGAGGUCAUCUGCUUUAGAUGGAUUGACGUUAGAUCUGGAGUCGCUAAAACGGACUUAUAAAGUUUGGUUUGGGAUUCCUGAUCAACCGUUUCAGAGUGCACUAAUAAAUGCACUCAUUUCACUUUCGCGAAAUAUUGAAUAUGAUCUGCGGUACCAGAAAAUGUAUGAAAAGGAUUGUAAUUAUAUUAACAUAUUUAUAAUUGUGAUGGAAAUACCUGACCUGCAUAGUCCGGAGUAUUUAGAACAGGCCUUCGGUAGUUUCUGCAAAGCUCUUGGUGCUUUACCUGUCAAAGCCCAGGGGCACUUGGCAAAAGUUUGGUCCGAAUUUCCCAAGGCUCGCUUACAGGAGAUGGUUCAAUCCCUACAUCAGAUGAUAACAGUCAAGGUCAUAACUGGGCAGUGGACACAGGUUCAUAACCUACAUGAUAAUGAUGUGAUAACGGGCGCUACACGAGUCAUGAAGGUGCUCUAUUACGCCAGCAUUCUUGGCGGGGUCAUGGACCCUCCUGACUUAAUCGCGGCAGAAAAAAUAAUGAACGAAUCAAUCGGUGAGUCUCUGCAGGACCUACUGCAAGGGGCAGUGGCACAUGAACCUAAAGAACAGAAGGAACAAUGGGAGGACCCGUUGGCAAAAGAACUGGGGGUAUCAGUCUUGGACUGCAGACAAUCUUUGAUACCCUGGGAUGAGUUCAUCAAUGAUCCACUUAACGAUCAGAUCGAAAUGGAUAAGGACUUCAUGCAUUACAGAAUUGUAGCGAGCAAAUUUUCUUUCAUGACACAUUCAUUCAUUCUCUCAACUGCCACGAAAAAUUUAGGCAUGUACUUUGACAAUCGAAUUCGUAUGAUAAACGAACGUAGGACUUCUUGGUUACAAAGCAUUGUGCAUGGUGCACCUUCUAUGCCAUAUUUACGGGUGCGGAUUCGGAGAGAUCAUAUUAUCGAUGAUGCACUUGUUGGGCUUGAAAUGGCAGCAAUGGAUAACCCAGCUGAUUUGAAGAAACAGCUCUAUGUUGAAUUUGAUGGCGAGCAGGGCAUUGAUGAGGGUGGGGUGCAGAAAGAGUUCUUCCAGUUGGUUGUAGAGGAGAUAUUCAAUCCAGAUUUUGGCAUGUUCACAUACAAUGAAGACACCCGAUGCUUCUGGUUCAACCCCACCUCGUUUGAGAACGACGGCCAAUUCACGCUCAUUGGAAUCGUCCUUGGUCUUGCCAUAUAUAACAACGUCAUAUUAGAUGUUCACUUUCCUAUGGUCGUCUAUCGGAAGCUGAUGGGCAAGAAAGGAACGUUUUUCGACCUCAAGGAUUCGCAUCCCGUGUUAUUCCAGAGUCUGAAGGAGUUGCUUGACUAUGAAGGAAACGUUGAGGAAACAUUCAUGCAGGCGUUCCAAAUCAGUUACCAGGAUGUGUUCGGUACCAACCUGACCCAUGUUCUCAAAAAAGAUGGCGAACAAGUCCCUGUGACAAAUGAAAAUAGAAAGGAAUUUACCGAUAUGUAUGCAGACUAUCUCCUGAACAAGUCUGUGGAGAAACAGUUCAAGGCUUUCAAGCGUGGAUUCUGUAUGGUGACGGAUGAGAGCCCUCUCAAGAUGUUGUUCAGGCCGGAGGAAGUUGAACUACUUGUCUGUGGAAGCAAGGACUUUGACUUCAAGGACUUAGAGCAAGCAGCUGAUUAUGAUGGCGGAUACACAUCAGAAUCAAAUACCAUAAAGUAUUUCUGGGAAGUUGUACACAAAUUUAGUGAUGACCAGAAGCGGCAGUUGCUGCAGUUUACUACGGGAAGCGAUCGUAUUCCAGUAGGAGGCCUUUCAAAACUCAAGCUGAUUAUCGCAAGGAAUGGACCAGAUACAGACAGACUGCCAACAUCCCACACCUGCUUCAACGUGCUACUUCUUCCCGAGUACACAUCCAAAGAGAAACUCGAGGAACGACUACUAAAGGCCGUUACUCACGCUAAGGGAUUUGGAAUGCUUUAGAGACAAUCAUAAUACAAUACACUCGGCUCUGUCCUGUUCAUUAGUGGUCUGAAAUCAGUCCAAAUCUGAAUAAGAUGUAAAGGCCUGUCUCCACAUUAGAACAGGCCGCAUAUCACACUCAAGACCAUUGUUAUUUUAUGUUACAUUGCCCACAAAAACGGUAUUGUGUGUAAUAUGAUGUGUUAAACACUAAUGCUGAUGGUGGCCAUAUCUCUUUUUCAACCACUAGCUUGGUUGUGUGAAGAUUUCUGUAGCACCUUGGCUUUAAAAGUCACCUCCUGCUGGACUUUGUCGGUAUUAGUAUGGCCCUCACGAAGAAUAGGACAGAGCCCUGGUUGCAGACCAACUUGGUAAAACCCUCUGAAACUAAACACAAAACCACCUACAGGUCGUUCUUCAAACAAUUUAAUCUGGUCAGAUUUGGGAUCAAAAGGAAGGUAGCCUGGACAAGGCCUUCAGAUGACUGUGAUGCUAAACAACACACCAUUAUGGCAUGACAGAACAUGUAGAGUGAUAUGUAAAGACGUUGGUGCUUGUGCCAUUGUAUCAUAAUAUGUGUAAUAAGAACGUUUUUUAUAUGUUUGUUAUGUUGUAUAAAAAAUUGGUGUACAUUCUUGGUUGUAUGUACAGGGGCUGAUCACUUGACAUAUUUUGGAGAUUGGUUUUGUACAUGAACAUGUACAUGUACAUGUAUUGGACUAUUUUACCACUUAGUUGUUAAGGUGAAGUUUAAUUCAAAACUUUGUGACUCAUCAGCUUAUUUGCAAACUCUGCGAGAAUACAACUCCCGCAAAGAUUUGUUUAUUUGCAGUAUUUGACUUUCCUAGUCAGGUGUACUGGCAUCCUUGAGUUGGAGCAGUGAGUGAUAAGGUCAAUGCAACCAGUUGGAGUGGGACAGCCGUUGGGUUUAAAUUUGUGUAUGCUUGUAAAUAUUGCUGCUUUGAACUGUGGAUAUUUUCUUGACGACGUGGAUUGGGAUGGGAGAGACAUGUUCAGAAUUCAUGAAUCUUGUCUGAAACUGGACACUUUAGUCUUAAACUAGUACCACAUUACAUGGUCAUGGUGUGCAAAAAUACAUGUUUACCCAUAGAUAAUCAAUAAAUCUGAAAUAAUUUAUCUUUUGGUACGUUGCUAAUUGUUUGUACGUGUUGAUGUAUUUGUACAAGACACCCGAUGCUGCAGGUUCUGUAUCGUCGAUGGACAAACUACAGAUUAACAUGGCCAUGUUCUGCUGUAUAGCUCUAGUUUGUUCACAGUGGGGUUGUCCGAUGAGAUGUGUGCAGGUUUGGGCAUCAGAACAAGAGAAGAAUGUGAAUUGGUAUUUAGUGCCGGGGUCAACACUCAUUAUUUGGCCUUUUACCUACAAAACAUAAAACUUUGUGUUUAGAAUGCAAAGGAAGAUAAAAUUGUUGAUAAGUUGUAGCUAAGGUACCGUAUAUGAUAAAGAUAAUAAAGAUUAAAAUAAUCAAAA